CAGGGAGCCCGCCGCGCCGUGCGACCCUCCCCAGCGCUAGCGACCCUGCCAGCGCCCAGUGCCCUGCUCCGUGCCCCCAGACCCGCAGCCCUCAGGCGCCAGUCCCUGCACCCGCCCCUGUCGCGGGCUCCAGCUCCUCGAGCAUCCACUCCGGCUGGUGGGUCCCCCGAGGCCUCCAGGCCGGUCCCAGUCCUUCAGUCCGUCUGGUCGGUGGGUUGCGUCCGCUCGCAGUGCCAUGCCAUUCCUCGGGCAGGACUGGAGGUCCCCCGGGCAGAGCUGGGUGAAGACGGCCGACGGCUGGAAGCGCUUCCUGGAUGAGAGGAGCGGCAGCUUCGUGAGCGACCUCAGCAGUUACUGCAACAAGGAGGUGUACAAUAAGGAGAAUCUUUUCAACAGCCUGAACUAUGAUGUUGCAGCCAAGAAGAGAAAGAAGGACAUAAUGAAUAGCAAAACCAAAACUCAAUAUUUCCACCAAGAAAAAUGGAUCUAUGUUCACAAAGGAAGCACUAAAGAGCGUCACGGAUAUUGCACACUGGGGGAAGCUUUCAACAGACUGGACUUUUCUACUGCCAUUCUGGAUUCCAGAAGAUUUAACUACGUGGUACGGCUGUUGGAACUGAUAGCAAAGUCACAGCUCACAUCCCUGAGUGGCAUCGCCCAGAAGAACUUCAUGAACAUUUUGGAAAAAGUGGUACUGAAAGUCCUUGAAGACCAACAAAACAUUAGACUAAUCAGAGAACUCCUGCAGACCCUCUACACGUCCUUGUGUACGCUGGUGCAGAGAGUCGGCAAGUCUGUGCUGGUCGGGAACAUUAACAUGUGGGUGUACCGGAUGGAGACGAUUCUGCACUGGCAGCAGCAGCUGAACAACAUCCAGAUCACCAGGCCUGCCUUCAAAGGCCUUACCUUCACUGACCUGCCUCUGUGCUUGCAACUCAACAUCAUGCAGCGGCUAAGUGACGGACGGGACCUGGUCAGCCUGGGCCAGGUGGCCCCUGACCUGCAUGUGCUCAGCGAGGACCGGCUGCUCUGGAAGAAGCUGUGUCAGUACCACUUCUCUGAGCGGCAGAUCCGCAAGCGAUUGAUUUUGUCAGACAAAGGGCAGCUGGAUUGGAAGAAGAUGUAUUUUAAACUUAUCCGAUGCUACCCAAGGAAAGAGCAAUAUGGAGACACCCUUCAGCUUUGCAAACACUGUCACAUUCUUUCCUGGAAGGGCACUGACCAUCCGUGCACUGCCAAUAACCCGGAGAGCUGCUCUGUUUCACUUUCACCCCAGGACUUUAUCAACUUGUUCAAGUUCUGAAUCUCAGCACAUGGAAACACUGCAGAAGGGUCCCCCUGCUGAUUGGAUAGCUGGGAAUGUGGCGUUCGGACACUUCAUUUAUAAAUAGUGUACAUUUUAAACAUUGGCUCAGAACUUGUGAGCUAAGUCAUUGAGAGGACGUUGGAGGGGAAGGAUGCAGUGGCUGACUGGGAAUGUAAGAAUGUGAACCUCUCGUUAGAAUUGGUAUGGAAAAGCAGAAAUACUGUAAAUAAACUUUUUUUUUCCUAACAAUUUGCCAGCAAGAC
This is a messenger RNA of Otolemur garnettii (small-eared galago), 1569 nucleotides long. RefSeq names its product F-box protein 32 (gene FBXO32). Gene Ontology annotation, molecular function: protein binding. Gene Ontology annotation, biological process: protein ubiquitination. The record is from RefSeq and is a predicted model, not a curated record. NCBI's taxonomy places the organism in Eukaryota, Metazoa, Chordata, Mammalia, Primates, Galagidae. Gene Ontology annotation, cellular component: SCF ubiquitin ligase complex; nucleus; cytoplasm. The coding region runs from base 236 to 1303 and encodes 355 amino acids. The transcript is spliced from 9 exons.